CAUGUUCGACACAAGUAUAAAUUAUUGUAUUUGAUGAUAUCAAAAGAGGUGAAGUCCUAUCAACAAUGAUGCUCAGAAGAUACCGGGUGUCAGUCAUUUUUCACAGGCGCGUUACACGUGGGUGUUAUCACGGAUGGUCGGAAGGGAAAAUUGACGUUUGGUCGCCGUUGUUAUUGGUUCUACGACGACGUACGAUAAGAACCACUGGGAAAAUGUAAACGUAUGGACAUUCAACGUCUGUCUGACUCGACUCGGUGUUCAGUGUCGUCAGUUCGAUCCGGUCAGUGGGCCAUUCAGCAUGAACAACGAGCGCAAGAAUGAAGGGUCCGUUUACUCAAUCGGAAGCCAGAAUCAUUUGGUGCCGAUAAGAUCCAGGAAAACCUUUUUCAAGAAGAAAAGUCAGAUUUCCAAUCUGUGGCUGAUAAUUUUGUUCGUUCUGGUGGGUGCCUUGUCCAUAACAGUUGUGAUACUCGCUGUACUUUAUGCGUGUAAAAAUAUGAUGAAGAUAUGUGAUAGCGAGGAUUGCGUGCGAAUAGCUGCUAGUUUGAAGGAAUCUAUGAACGAGUCUGUAGAUCCUUGCGAUAAUUUUUAUCAAUAUGCGUGCGGUAGAUGGCCGCAAGAACAUCCUAUUCCGGAUUCCAGCCUGAUGAAUUCCUGGUUCAGCGAGCGCAGUAAUCGCAUGUACAGAAAAAUCAGAGAUCUACUAUUAGUCAAUAUGUCUGCAAGUGAGGUACCGUGGGCAGUAAUGCAGGCCAAGACUCUGUUUAGCAGCUGUAUGGACGUGAAUACCGUAAAUGAACUCGAUUUAUCUCCAAUGUUCGACUUGUUGAAGUUAUUAAAUUUACCCACGAUACCAUUUGUUACCAAUAAAACAAUCAAUUAUAUCGAACAACUUGCCAGCGUAAAGAAAAUUUUGGAUCUUGACAUUUUCUUUGGCUUUGAAGUCAUACCUAAUCCAAAAAACAAGAGUAAGAACAUACUCUAUCUCCAUCUUCCGAUUCGUUCCAAUCCUUUUCUCAACGAUAAAGAAUUGGAGAAACGAUUACAAACCAUCAGAUCGCGAUUGCGAAAAUUAGAUGAGUUAGAUGACGAAGCCGUGUUGAGUGAGAACGAAGAUGCCGAAUUAACCUAUAUGAUUGAUGUUAUUAAAUACAUUAUUAACAAUGGCACUGAUAAUAAAUGCACCUCAGACGACGAAUUGAUGAUUGAAGAUGAAGUACUAAAAGAAUUUGUUAAAGGAAUUUACAAUAUUAGCAAUCUUUUUUAUAACAUGGCUCGUGCAGAUCAAAAUCAGAGUAUUUCCGAGGAAAGCUUGAGCGAUAGUGAUUAUAUGCUGGUAGAUGAUCUACAAAAAUUGACAGAUAAUUAUAUAAUAGAUAGUAAUUUAUCUCUUACGCUUACACCGAUUUGGCGGCCUUUUAUUGAAUCUAUUUUUGAGGGAAUAGAUAAGUUGGAUCUUGACAACAAAGAUAAAAUUCUAAUUGGUAAUCUAGAGUAUUUGAAAGAUGUUGCAUUAUUAUUAACUUGUUUCGAGGAAGAAAUCCUAGAAAGCUACAUUUGGUGGACAGUUGUGGAUAUUGUAGUGCCCCAUGCUUCCGAAAGACUCAGGGAUAUUUGGAACAAAUACGUUAGCAAGGUAACAGACGUGGAAGUUGUAGGCGAAUCAAAAUCGUUAUUCUGUGGAUCAGUUGUCAAUAAAUUAAUGGAUCUAUCGGAAACAAGAUACUUAGCAAAUAUGGUACAAAUUGUUCAAGUGCAAUUGAACAACACGUGGACAAUCCUGCACGACGAAAAUAUAUUCAACGAGUCAUAUUGGGCAACUGAUCCUACUGAUGUAAACGCAUUUCACACCUUCCAACUUAAUCAUAUAACCAUACCUGCUGGAAUUCUUCAAUUCCCAUUUUAUGAAUUGGGUCUUGAAGCUUUAAAUUAUGGCGCCAUCGGCGCAAUACUUGGACAUGAAUUAACUCAUGGAUUCGACACUAGUGGUCGGCUUUACGAUGGCGAUGGAAAUCUCCGGCAAUGGUGGACCAAUGAAACCAUUUCAGAAUACUCGAACAGAACUCAGUGCUUCAUAAAUCACUAUAAUACUUAUUACGAAGUCGAGGUUGACGAUUACAUCGAUGGCGAACUGACCUUGGGAGAAAACAUCGCCGAUAAUGGUGGUCUUCGCGAGGCCAUCGUCGCUUACAAGAGGUGGAAGGCUCGGCACGGUUAUGAGCCUUUACUUCCGGGAUUCACAGAAUUUACGCACGAACAGUUACUUUUUCUUUCUUUUGCGCACUUGUGGUGCGAGUCUUAUACUGCUACAUCACUAAAGUGGAUGAUGGAAGAUUCUCAUUGUCCCAAUCAUGUGAGACUUCAAGCUGUACUGAAAAAUUCCAAAGAAUUUAGUACUGCAUGGAAUUGUCCAGCAGGAUCGACCAUGAAUCCGUCGAAAAAGUGUCGUUUGUGGUAAAACUUGCGUCUUCGACAAAAACAAUAUUUGUUAUUUAAUAUCGUUGAUUAAUCAAAUGUUUAUCAUUUAUCAGGCCAGUAGGUUCGCGUGCAAAACAAUAAUAAUCUAUUGUUAAUUGAAAUAAUUAAUUU
Messenger RNA from Trachymyrmex septentrionalis, 2589 nucleotides. RefSeq names its product neprilysin-21-like. The record is from RefSeq and is a predicted model, not a curated record. The transcript has 16 exons. Gene Ontology annotation, biological process: protein processing. Gene Ontology annotation, molecular function: metalloendopeptidase activity. NCBI's taxonomy places the organism in Eukaryota, Metazoa, Arthropoda, Insecta, Hymenoptera, Formicidae. Gene Ontology annotation, cellular component: plasma membrane. The coding region runs from base 299 to 2458 and encodes 719 amino acids.